UUGAGUUAGCACUUUCUCAGCGGACCCCCGGGACGUCUGGCUGUGAACAAUCAGUUCAACCAUGAAACUCCUGUGGGCGUUAUUCGCUGUGGCCCUCCUGGCAGGCUGCCGGGCAGAUCCCCUCCCACUGGAGCAGGAUCUGGGACUCGGGGCUGAGAAGACGCAGCAGCCAUGGGAGGAGGCGCUGGAGCGCUUCUGGAGCUAUGUGGUUCAGGUCCCGAACAUGGCACAGGACAUGCGUGACAAGGCUGUUAACUCUCAGAUCAACAAGGAGAUCAACAUGCUCUUGGAAGAUACCACAACCGAGUUCAAAAACUUGAAGGAGCAACUGGAGCCGGCGAUGGAAGACACCCGGGCCCGCAUCCACAAGGAGCUGACGGCCGUGGUGGACCGGCUCCAGGGAGACCUGCAGGAGGCCAAGGAGCGGGUGACCCACUACGAGACGGAGAUCCAGGCCAUGGUGGGCCACAACUUGGAGGAGCUCCGCAGCCGCACCUCCUCCCAGCUCCGCAAGCUCCGCAAACGCAUCUUCAAGGACGCCGAGGAGCUUCGACGUCGCCUCACCGUCUACGGCACCGGGGCCUGGGAGGGGAUAGAGCGGGGGGUAGGCGUCUUCCAGGAGCGGCUGGAGCCCAUCGGUCAGCGGAUCCAAGCCAAGGGCCAGGAGCGGGUGCAGGUGGUGGGAGAACUGGUCAACCGGCAGGUCAAAGAUCUGGGCUCGAGGGUGCAGAAUUAUGGGGAGCAGGUGAAGGAGAAGAUUGAGGAGCUGCAGGGCCAGGUGAGGGGGCGGCUGUUGAAGGCGGGCGAGGAGACCCGGGACAAACUGGAUGACCUGAAGGAGAAGCUGGAGGAGAUGAAGGAGAAGAUGGAGCGGCAAGCCGAUGAGGUGCGUCAGCAGCUGGAGAAGAUGCAGGAGCAGUUGAGGGGCUGGUUUCAGCCCCUGGUCCAAGACGUGCAGGCCCAAUGGACCAACCUGCUGGAGAAAGUGCAAGGCAGCAAGGAACCGGUCCCCGAAGAAUGAGCCGGAGCCCCCCGGCUGGACCCCCUGCCUCCCAUCCGGGCCUCGAGCCCCCAUCCCCUCUGCUCGCGGAGAUAAUAAACGCACUUAGGUGGCUUUCUGUAGCA
Messenger RNA from Tachyglossus aculeatus (Australian echidna), 1125 nucleotides. RefSeq names its product apolipoprotein E (gene APOE). Lineage: Eukaryota; Metazoa; Chordata; Mammalia; Monotremata; Tachyglossidae. Gene Ontology annotation, cellular component: intermediate-density lipoprotein particle; extracellular region. The coding region runs from base 62 to 1021 and encodes 319 amino acids. Gene Ontology annotation, molecular function: amyloid-beta binding; lipid binding; low-density lipoprotein particle receptor binding. The record is from RefSeq and is a predicted model, not a curated record. Gene Ontology annotation, biological process: regulation of amyloid-beta clearance; lipoprotein catabolic process; positive regulation of nitric-oxide synthase activity. The transcript is spliced from 4 exons.